Anarrhichthys ocellatus (wolf-eel) is the source of this 666-nucleotide messenger RNA. RefSeq lists its product as uncharacterized. NCBI's taxonomy places the organism in Eukaryota, Metazoa, Chordata, Actinopteri, Perciformes, Anarhichadidae. The record is from RefSeq and is a predicted model, not a curated record. The transcript is spliced from 6 exons. The coding region runs from base 1 to 666 and encodes 221 amino acids. Gene Ontology annotation, biological process: response to bacterium.
AUGAACAACUUUACCUUGAUAACAGCUUUAAGUCUCUGCAGCUUCUGCUGGAUGUCCGUCUCAGUGUCACAGUGUCAGACUGUGGAGGUCCAGGCUGGUGGAGAAGUCACACUGCUGUCUGCCAACACAUCCACAUAUGAUGCGAUGUCAUUCUGGUUCAGACUGGUGAACAGAUCCAAGGCCAGCUGCAUCUCUGUUAUGUUCAACUCUGUUAGCAAAGCUUCAUACUGUGAGGGAUUUGAAAAUGGAAAAUUUGAUAUGACAGCCAACAUCACCACUCUCUCUCUCAAAAUCAAAGAAGUGGAUUCAUCUGACUCUGGACUGUAUUUCUGUGGAGUUUAUGCUGCUGGGCGUCUAACUUUCAAUGUGAUACAUUUAAAUGUUGAAGAAUGCAGUCGAGAGCCACACGAUGACGGGGACAGCAAGUGUAAAACGACAAAGCUGACAAGUGUGAUCCUGACCGGUCUGACUGUUCUCCUUGUAAUGGUCGUCAUCGGUCUGGUUGUUAGAAACAGGAAGCUUCAGACAGCUAAUGAAGAAGAACAGAAUCCAGAGCAAACAGAGAAUCUGGGCUCUGAUGACCUGAACUACGCAGCAGUGACUUUUCAAACAAAGGCAAAAAGAAGAGCGCCAGAGCCAAAUGUGAUCUACGCUGCCACCAGAUAA